Messenger RNA from Histoplasma mississippiense, 1548 nucleotides. RefSeq lists its product with no specific name. The transcript is spliced from 9 exons. The coding region runs from base 1 to 1548 and encodes 515 amino acids. The record is from RefSeq and is a predicted model, not a curated record. Gene Ontology annotation, biological process: transmembrane transport. Gene Ontology annotation, molecular function: transmembrane transporter activity. Lineage: Eukaryota; Fungi; Ascomycota; Eurotiomycetes; Onygenales; Ajellomycetaceae.
AUGGAAGCCACCUCCAGAACAUCGUCGAGCAAUGCGGAGGAGAGCAUUGCACAGAGCGAUCGAGACGAGAAUGACGAUCCUACUCCCAGCGAAAGCGAACCACAUUUCCAGCCGAUUUGCGGCACGAAUUCGAGGAAUGUCGCUCGAUCUGUGAGUCAAGUGAGUUCGCGGAGCUCUCGUUCGAUCAGUCGAGUGUAUUCCCUUUCCGACGGCUACUCCCACCCUGCGGUCGAUAAUGAUAGGCUUCAGGAGCCUGAGGACGAUGAGAAGGCCGAGGAAGUGUCUACUGCUCCAGGGGGGGAGUACACUGUGAAGUGGGAUGGGCACGAUGACCCUGAUAACCCGCGGAACAUGAAGUUAGCGAGGAAAUGGGCGGCCAUUGCAGUUUUGGCGAUUGGAUCUGUCUGUGUCACCAGUGCCUCUUCCCUCUACACCAUGACGUAUGCGCAGUUAAUGGAGGAAUUCAAUUGCUCACUGAUCGUUGCGACGCUGGGACUGUCCCUUUUCAUCCUGGGACUGGGAUUGGGGCCACUGGUGUUGGCACCCCUAUCAGAGAAUAUCGAGACUAUGCUUGUCGCAAGGUUCUUCACUGGAAUUUCAGGAAGUGCUUUCCUUAGCGUGGCAGGGGGAACUGUUGGAGACAUGUUUGCUCGGCAUGAGCUUGGUGCGCCGAUGAUGAUCUACACUGCAAGUCCAUUCCUUGGACCAGAACUUGGCCCUCUGCGGUGGAUAUUUUAUAUGCUGUUGAUAUGGUCAGCUUCUGUUUUAAUCGCCAUUGCCCUGUUCGUUCCCGAGACCUACCACCCAGUGCUACUCCGGCGCAAAGCUAUCAGACUCAGGCGGGAAACAGGAGAUGAACGCUGGCGAGCACCGAUUGAACGGAGAGAGCGGUCUGUUGCCCAGACUGUCCUGCGUGCUGUAUACAGACCCAUGAUGCUUUUGGCAUUGGAGCCUAUGUGCUUGAGCCUGUGCAUUUUUGCUGCAAUUCUGUUGGGUAUUAUUUAUCUCUUUUUUGGGGCUUUUCAACUGGUGUUUUCGACCCUCCACGGUUUUACUCUUUCUCAGGUCGGAUUAAGCUUUCUCGGUCUUUUUGUUGGAAUGAUGAUAGCUAUCUUGAGCGACCCGCUCUGGCGGAGAAAUUACACUCGACUCGCUCGCAAGCGGGAGAUGAAAGUCGGUAAACUGGGAGAAUAUGAACCCGAGUGGCGGUUGCCCCCAGACAUGUUCACUGGGAUCGCUCCAAUCAUUGGCACAGCGUUAUUCGGCAUGGGAACCGUACUUGUCUACUCUGGUAUCUUUACAUUUCUAGUUGACGCGUAUCCUUUAUACGCGGCUAGUGCGCUCGCAGCGAAUAGCUUCCUCAGGUCAAGUUUGGGAGCUGCUUUCCCAUUGUUUGGAAUACAAAUGUACCAUCGACUAGGAUUCAACUGGGCAUCCUCGCUCCUAGCGUUCCUGACAGUUGCAAUGGCCCCUUUCCCAUACUUAUUUUUCCGAUACGGCAAAUGGAUACGAAAGGGGAGUCGGUUCGCCAAUUCAUCUCUUGGGUAG